AUGCCCAGUCGUUCGAGCAAGUCAAGCCUGUCCACAAAGUCCUUCACGUCGGCGAGCUCGCACUUUAAGGACAGCGCUGAGAACGACAAGCACUGGAAGUCAUCACUCUACGAGGAACUCGCCAGCAAGGGGACUGAACUUAGCACCGCGGAGACACCAAGAACCAGACGCCAACACGAAAUUGCCACGGCAAUCGCCACAAUUGGGCUGCUGGUGGUCAUCGGCGCUCUUCUGGCAGCCUACUUCUACACAACAGGCAUGAAGCGCAAAAAAGUGGUGACGUGCGUGACCGAGGACUGCGUCGCCUUUGGCCAAGAACUGAGCGCAGCCAUCAACAAGGCGGCCGACCCGUGCCACGACUUCCACGCGUACGUCUGUGGCACAUGGGACGACCCCAAUCGUCAGGUGUCCACCGAGGACCAAAUGAGAACUGCAGCCUUGAAUAUGGCGAUCAGGGAGGUAAGAGAGGACAAAUCGCAUGUCGGGAGAGCGGCGCAGUUCUUUGAGAGUUGCAACAGGGCCGCUACUGAUACCACGGAGAACCUGAGGCUGUUCACGGAGCUCCGCGCAUCUCUCGGGCUGACCUGGCCCGAGCACAGUACACCAGAUGUGAAGCAUCCGCUGGACAUCAUGGUCGACUUGGCGCUGAACUGGCAGAUGAACUUCCUGUUCGAUAUAACCACCACCUUCGUUCGAGGAUCUCCAACGCUGCUCGUCCUACGAGGUCGUCUGGAUGCUGUUUGGGAGCAGGACCUGCGUAACCCUAGGACGCCCGAGCACAUCGUCGAAGCCAAGAUCGACUUCCUCUACGACACUCCUCAACAAGACUGGUUACGUGUAGGCGACCUCGACGAUAAGACGCCGACGUUCUCGACAGGCUCCUGGCUAAACGCCCUCGCUAAGCAUGACAAACAGUUCAACUGGACCCGUGACAGCCCUGUGAUCGUCGAGGACAUCAAGAUACUAGAAACCACGGCAAGAUUGCUGAAGAAUUUGACUCGUGAAAACUUGGUCGUAGCGUUGUCGUGGAUAUUCAUUCAGACCCACCUCUGGGCUGUCGUCGGUACACCAUCGCUAAGAUUUCGUGGCUCAUCCUCGGAAGUGCAAACCAUGAAGGAGCACGGCUGCAUGACGUACGUCGAAUCACUUCUCGGUCUGUCCAUCGUGGCCAAACUGAUGAGUGAUCGCUACGGUUACCUCGAGAGCCGGCACCAUGCUGUCAGCUUCUGGGCAGGAUGA
Molecule: messenger RNA, 1239 nt
Organism: Rhipicephalus microplus (southern cattle tick)
Lineage: Eukaryota; Metazoa; Arthropoda; Arachnida; Ixodida; Ixodidae
Product: neprilysin-11
Biological process (GO): protein processing
Cellular component (GO): plasma membrane
Molecular function (GO): metalloendopeptidase activity
Source: RefSeq, a predicted model, not a curated record